Molecule: messenger RNA, 1657 nt
Organism: Lactuca sativa (garden lettuce)
Lineage: Eukaryota; Viridiplantae; Streptophyta; Magnoliopsida; Asterales; Asteraceae
Product: heterogeneous nuclear ribonucleoprotein 1
Biological process (GO): interstrand cross-link repair
Cellular component (GO): Fanconi anaemia nuclear complex
Molecular function (GO): RNA binding
Source: RefSeq, a predicted model, not a curated record
UUUUUUUUUUUCUUUUUUGAAGUAUACUUUAUUUUAUAGUGUUGGGUCGUUAUAAUAUUUUACAAUUUACAUGUUCUAAACGAUGGAUAUGAAGUUUUUUUAUUAAAAAACAUCUGUUGCAUAGUCCAUAAUCUAGCAUCUAUAUUCCUAUAUAUACACACACAAUCAAUCGCUCGACUGUGCACUUUAGAAAAGGCGGGAAAAAAGCAAGAAGAAGAUGGGAGGGUGGUCUCACCCAGAGAUUUCACUGGAAGACUUAUUGAAAUUGAUCAAAGGGUUUGUUGAUAUCUUGAUUUUAGCUUCUGGGUAUCAAUCAUCUGGUCGCUUUGCUCAUUGGGAUCCGCUAAACAUUAAAAAAGCUUUCCAAUGGGGUCUUUUCUUCGAGAAUGUGUUUGAGAGUAUAGAUGGCAAUCAAGACUCCAUUUCUGAACUCGAUGCAGCCUUAUCUAAACUGACAUCCGAUCCUCAUUUUCCACAGGGUCUUACACAUAUAUCAUCCACUACACUUGGUAAAGCAAGAUUUUUUAUACUUGAACAUUUUAUUCGCACACUACCAAUGAGGGAUGAACAUCUCAAAUCAGUUCUAAAAGCAACCAUUGAAAUGGAUCUUGAUGAACUUCAAAGGACAGAAACCGAUUACUUGGAUGUAUAUCUUGACAAGUUGAAGCUGCAAAACACAACAAGAAGUCCUGAAGCUUCUGUCGAGGAGGGUAAAAUGGACUUUUCUCCUAGGCCUUCUCCCAACUUGACAGCAUUUGCUAUUCAAGGAAUCACAAAAAGGCAACUUGCAGUUUCAUGUGUUUCAUCAAUAGAGACAAGUGUUGAUGUUGUUUCUAAGACCAUAGCACAAGGAACCUCAAAUGAGCUUCAAGAACAACAAAAAGCUUAUGUGUGGAGUAAUUGGCGGAUGAAAACCCUUACAUAUCUACUUGAUAAGCAGACUAUCAGAUUAGUUUCAGGUGCAAGCAUGAUUUUUUCUGCCCCUAAGAUUCAGUGGAUACAGGUUUUUGAACAGUUAGAUACAUCAAGUGAAGAAAUUGAGACAUUUGAGCUGUUACUGAUGGGAUGUAUAUCAAGGAGAUGGAAUCAUGUAAUUAAACAAUUUAUGUCGAGUUGUAAUGAACCUUUUAGUAUCUACACACUAUACGAAGGAGUACACAACUUGAUCUUGAAAAGAUUUCAAAAUGUCAAAUUAAUGGAGGAAACAAAGGACUCAAAGUUCAAGGAACAUGAGAUUGUUGAGUAUCUUGAUGCAAAAUUAAGCAAUCAAAUUCAUAGAUUGUGGGAAAUCCCUCCUGCACUUGUAGCAUCAUCUCUUCCUCCCUGGUCUCGUUUAUUUGAAGCAUAUGCAAGUGAGUUAUUGAGUCAAUUCAAAGGAAAAACUACUAAGAUUCGAUGCUGCAGUUGUAGUGAUGGUGACAAGGAACACACAGAAUGUGAAGUAGCUGAGAGGAUUUGGUGCCUCUACAUUUUUCAUGUAUCAAAAAUCCAGACUUGAUGUCCCUUGAAAAACUUCAUGUGGAAGCUAAGAGGGCAUUAUCGAGGGAAGAACAGCAAACGUCUAGACCUGCAAGCAAUGUUGGGAGGAGCUCCGGUGGGGCAGGGACAGGAGGAAAUUACAGAACUAAAAAGAUAUUUGUUGGCGGUUUACCUUCCA